AGAGAAAAUGAUCAGUGCAACAGCUGAAUGUGCAGCAGCUCUCAAGUGCCGCCGCCGCGUCGCCUGGCUUCACCCGGGCCUCUGCACGUCGCGACGAAGGAGGCGGCCGGCGGCUGCUACUAGUUUCUCGGGCAUGGAGGAGCUUCGGCCACCAGCCCGUCGUGAGCCACGAUGAACAUGAGGUCGCCGGCGCAGAUCUGAGCCGGCGGCCGGUGCAGUGGGGGCCGACUUCCGCCGGGAAGCUGGCCGCCGCGGACGGGGCGGCGCUCCUCCAGGCCCGGGGAGCAGGCCGUCGCAGCUCUCGAUCCGGAUGGGAUGGAUUGGUUUCUCAUUCUUGCUUGUCCUUCCUCUUCGGCAUUGUGCAAGAUGCCAUGUUUGGCGCCGGUUGCCUCCAAUGAACUUCUUGGUACCUAGUUAAGAUUCAGAUGCGUUUAAGUUCCAAAAAAUUGGGGGUUGCCGCACAAGGUACUCCUUUUGUGCUAUUGUUCGGUUCGGUCACGUUACAUACUAAUGAAAUUAGUGCCACCUGGUAACAAUAGAACUAAUAAUAAUAUAAUAUGAUUUGGUCAUGUGAAUACAGCCAAUUCAUCUUUAAAGGUACUUUGUAGAAUUAUAUGCCAGUAGAAAUACAAUUAUAUCAACAUAAUUGUGACUGUCAUAGGAACUUGUUAUCGUUCGAAGGACAUGAAGAGGUCUGUGGAGCAGCAGGGAAGAUGUGAGCUGAUGUGUCAUAGUAGUGAUGAUGUGGUGCAGCAAGCUGUAUGGGGAGGCAGCUGUUGGAAGGAUUGGAAUUUCUUAUGAUCUUAGGAUCUUGAUAGCACAAUACAUUGUUCCUGUGUUUUUUUGGUUGUGUUAGUUUCUUAACACAAGACAUUGUUAUUAUAUUACUUUUUUUUCCUUGAACACACAGGAGAGGUGUGUAUCUUUAUAUAAAGAGAGAAAUUGUUAUUAUAUUUCAUAAAGAGGUCAGUGAUUAUUUAACAUAUGACUCUCAUGGGCUUAGUGGCUUGGGAGCAGAGAAAUUUCUCAGCCCACCCGGUUUCAAGGACCACACCCUACUUACUGAAACAUCAGCAGGAAUAUCCCUCCCUCUGUUUCUCAUUUUUUUAUUAUUUAACAUAUAAUGAAGUGAUAAUAAUAUCAAUCUAAAUCACCAAGCAGCUAAUAAUGGCAAUAUAAUUUCUAAUUUUUUAAAGCAUCCCUUAAUUUCAAUUUAAAGCUAUCCAUUUGUCAGUCUAACCAUUUCAAAGGGCCCUGGGUUGAUCUCUAUUUUGGAACCCAGAUAAAUGCCAGCGUUGCAUUGGCAGAUCUAUUGCAACUGGCAUUACUCAGAAUUCACCAUGGCUUUAUUUUCCUUUUUACACAAGUUCCCAUUGUCCGAUACUCCAAUUCUUCAAUUUGUUGCCUGGCAGUGGCACAUGCUCGGUCCAACUGGAUCCACGGCCUUUUUUCAAUAAAGCCCUUUUGUGCACACCAUUUGGGCUUGACCGAGCCAUUGUUUUCAAGGUGUUGCCUAGGCGUCGCCUAGGCGACAAGGUGUGGUGGCUCGCCUCGCCUAAGGUGUGCCUUAGUACGCCUUAGCCCGCCUAGGCAUCGCCUAGGCAAUCAGGCGGUGGUGGCCCGCCUUACCUCGCCUUAACACUUUAAAAACAGAGGACCGAGCCCAGAACAAAACUCCUGCAAGCAAAGCCCCAAAUCUCCCAUUCCCACCAUUCAACCGACGCUGCUCCCGAAUGGAUCUAAUCAAGGGAGCUGCGAUCUCCCACCGCUACUGAAGAUUAUUUGAGGCUCUCGUGUCAAGGUUUUGGUGGGGUUCCUGGAACGCACGGAAACUUAGGUGUUCGUCCGCCAGGAUGUCUUGCCAAGUUUUACCAGAUGGUGCUACAAUGAAUACGGGUUGCAUAUAUGGUUCUAGUUCGUCAUCAGACAAGAUAUGCCAUUCCCAGCCAAGAGAUGAUUUAUCUCCAGAUUCUGCUGAAAAAAGUCGCACUUUGUAUUGCAAACAUAUUCUAUUGUGUGACAUUCUUCAGAAACGAGCCAAUACAAAGCCCUCUUUUCUUCAAAGAAACCUUUGUUACAAGAUACAUGCCAAGCAAAAGAAGAGGAUUGAGAUAACCAUAUCACUGUCUGGAAGUUCAAACCCUGAAGUGCAGGCACAGAAUAUCUUUCCACUAUAUGCUUUGUUUGCUAAACCAAUUAGUGCUGUUUCGCAUGACGGGCAUUCUCCAGUAUAUCAGUUCAGCCGGGCUUGUUUGUUGACUUGUUUUGAUGAACCUGGAUGUAACAACCACGCUGAAGCCACAUUCAUCUUUCGAGACCUGAAGACUUUAGCUAACAUUAUCCUUGUUAGCUGCGGACAAGUUGGACAAACACCUGAUGAAAAUAACUUCUCCAAGAGCCAUAUGGAGAACCAUUCUCUUGAAAAGCUUGGAGGGCAUUGUUUCUGGGGUAAGAUACCGAAUGGUUUACUUUCUUCAUCAUUGGAGAAUUGCGUGGAUUUAAGCUUAGGACGGACUAAGCAGUUUGCUUUGCCAAUUACUAUGAACCCAGGCUUCAUAGAGCCAAAAUUUCUCAAGCAGAGCAGUUGCUUGACAUUUUGUUCUCGUAAGGUUAAUGUUGUGUGUUCAUAUCAAUUACAAGUAAGCAUAUGUGCCCAAGAGGCCGGUGCCAGGGAGAUGUUUAAAUCUCCAUAUAAUUAUUACUCAUACAAUGAUGUCCCACAGUCUUCUUUACCGCAUAUCAUAAGGUUAAGAGCUGGAAAUGUGCUCUUUAAGUACGGAAAUAAUAUUUGCGAGACAGAAGUUACUGAAGAUUUCUGCUGCGCAUUUUGCUUGAUAAAGUGUGGAAGCUUCAUGGGUCUGAAGUAUCACUUAAUCUCAUCGCAUGACCAGUUCAACUUUGAGUUCUGGAUAUCUGAGAAGGAACAGGGUGUCAAUGUUAGUUUGAAACGCCAUACCUGGACAAAUGAGGAUUUUCCUGCAGAAGUUGAUCCAAGGCAGAGAACAUUUUCCUACUUCUCAAGGUAUAAGAAGCGUCCAAGAUUAGUUGUUGCGAAUGAAGCAAUCGUUCCAUCAAAAGCGGCUGAAGCUAUCGUUCCUUCAAAAGUGACUCAGGUGAUCAUACCAUUAGAAGCGACUGAGGCGACUGUUCUGCCAAAAGCAACUGAGACGAUCGUUCUGCCAAAAGCAACUGAGAUAAUCAGGCAUGGACAUCUACUUGCUACUUCUGUGUCAGACACGUCAGUUGAUCCUGCCCAUUCAUUACAUGGCGGAUCACCACCAAGAAUACUCCAGUUCGGAAAGACCAGGAGACUAUCUGUCAACCAGAUUAACCCCAGAAAUCAGCAACUCCUUCAAAAACGUCAAGUCUUCCAUUCUCACACAGGACAGCCAAUGGCAUUUGAAGAAGUUCUCUCAGAUCAUGAUAGUGAAGACGAAGUUGAUGAUGAUGUUGCUGACUUUGAAGAUAGAAGGAUGCUUGAUGAUUUCAUUAAUGUUACAAAAGAUGAGAAGUGUAUCAUGCAUAUGUGGAAUUCAUUUGUUUCCCGACAAAGGGUGAUAGCUGAUAGUCAUGUGCCAUGGGCCUGCAAAGCCUUCUCCCAGCUUCAUGCACAAUUACUUGCACGAAAUCCUUCCCUACUACAGUGCUGGAGGUUUUUUAUGAUCAAACUCUGGAAUCACAAUCUGCUAGAUGCGCGCACCAUGAACUCCUGCAACGUGAUUAUUGAUGACGUCAAGAACGAAAAGCUCGGAUCCCAAGUGAAGCCGAUGCGUUGAAAACAUUUCGGUCAUGAACGAUGACAAACAAGUUACUCUUUUCUUUCCCAUCCUACAAUAUUUGUGAUGCUAUCGACAUCCAGCUCCGUAUUAAUAUUCUUGGUAUCAUGAGUUUUACAUGAAUUGUUUUUGUUAAAGGAAGUUUUACAUGAAUUGUUGGUUAUUCAGUGACCUGGACAACUCAUUUCCAUCUUUA
Panicum virgatum (switchgrass) is the source of this 3972-nucleotide messenger RNA. Its product is annotated as polycomb group protein EMF2B-like. NCBI's taxonomy places the organism in Eukaryota, Viridiplantae, Streptophyta, Magnoliopsida, Poales, Poaceae. The transcript has 23 exons. Bases 1854 to 3776 code for a protein of 640 amino acids. Gene Ontology annotation, molecular function: chromatin DNA binding. The record is from RefSeq and is a predicted model, not a curated record. Gene Ontology annotation, cellular component: nucleus.